AUGUGCCUGUCAUCCCGUGCCAAGAGCCUUUCUCCUUUCCACAGGGUGCUCUGGAAAUUGCAGUAUUUGCUAAAUCCUCGGCAGGUGUUCAACCUGAAGGAUGGUCCGGAGCAAGGGCUCAGAUUUUUCAAAGAUGUUCCUCAAUUCCGGGUAUUGGUGUGUGGUGGAGACGGCACCGUAGGCUGGAUUCUAGAGUCCAUUGACAGAGCCAAGUUGCCUACUGUGCCUCCUGUUGCCGUGUUGCCCCUGGGCACUGGAAAUGAUCUGGCUCGUUGCCUAAGAUGGGGAAGAGGUUAUGAAGGUGAGAAUUUGGGAAAGAUUCUCAAGGAUAUAGAGAUAAGUAAGGUGACAUAUCUCGACCGAUGGUCUCUGGAAGUGAUACCCCAUCAAAAUGAAGAAAAGAGUGAUCCAAUCCCCUCUCAAAUCAUCAAUAACUACUUCUCCAUUGGCGUGGAUGCUUCAAUUGCUCACCGAUUUCACAUCAUGCGAGAGAAAUAUCCUGAGAAGUUCAAUAGCAGAAUGAAAAACAAGCUAUGGUAUUUGGAAUUUGCAACAUCUGAAUCCAUCUUCUCAACAUGCAAAAAGCUGGAAGAGUCUUUGACAGUUGAGAUCUGCGGGAAGCCGCUGGAUCUGAGCAGCCUGUCUCUGGAAGGCAUCGCAGUACUGAACAUCCCGAGCAUGCAUGGUGGCUCCAACCUCUGGGGCGACACCAAGAGGCCUCCUGGGAACACCUGUGAGAUCAACCAGGCCUUGGGCAGCACCGCCAAAAUAAUUACAGACCCCGAUAUCUUGAAAACCUGUGUCCCAGACAUGAGUGACAAGCGGCUGGAAGUGGUAGGAAUAGAAGGUGUGAUUGAGAUGGGCCAGAUCUAUACCAGGCUCAAGAGUGCAGGACAUCGGUUGGCCAAGUGCUCUGAGAUCACAUUCCAGACCACAAAAACCCUCCCUAUGCAAGUUGAUGGGGAGCCCUGGGUGCAGGCGCCCUGUACGAUCAAGAUUACCCAUAAGAACCAGAUGCCUAUGCUCAUGGGUCCAGUCUCCAGCUCCUGCAAUUUCUUUGGCUUUUGGAGCUGAGUGUACCCUCUGCCUUGAGUCCACCUCCGUGUUCCUGGAGCUCUCCCUCUAGGCUCUGUACAUUGGUGCCACACUCUCCUGCCAGCCCAGAAGGAUGCUCCAUUACUUUCACAGUAUUUAUUAUCCUGCAUCCAGCUCACACACACACAUUCAUACACAGGCAACAAUGCAUAGCAUUGAAAGUGCCUCACCUAAUAAACUGAUACUUUCCUUCA
Psammomys obesus (fat sand rat) is the source of this 1289-nucleotide messenger RNA. RefSeq names its product diacylglycerol kinase alpha (gene Dgka). Gene Ontology annotation, molecular function: ATP-dependent diacylglycerol kinase activity. Lineage: Eukaryota; Metazoa; Chordata; Mammalia; Rodentia; Muridae. Gene Ontology annotation, cellular component: plasma membrane. Gene Ontology annotation, biological process: lipid phosphorylation; intracellular signal transduction; diacylglycerol metabolic process. The record is from RefSeq and is a predicted model, not a curated record. The coding region runs from base 1 to 1074 and encodes 357 amino acids. The transcript is spliced from 10 exons.